AUGAAGCGUUCGGCGGCAUCCACCGUACCCCUCGUCCGUCUCCUCCUCCUCCUCGCCGUCGCAACGGCGUCCGCCGCCGCCACCGGCGGCAUGGCCGGCGCUGCGGAGGCAGAACACGCCGCCAACUACCUCGUCUACGUCAACCCACACCCGCCGGGCGUCGACUGCCAGGCGUACCAGCUCGGCAUCCUCGCCGCCGCCCUCGGAAGUGAGGCGAAGGCGAAGGCGGCGAUCCUGUACAACUACAGGAACGUCAUGAGCGGGUUCUCGGCGAGGCUCACGCCGCCGGAGCUGGAGGCCGUCAAGAAGCAACCUCAGGUGAACCGGGUGCUGCCGAGCGCGACCUUGUCUCUGAUGAGCAGCAAGUUCGACGGCGUCAGCUAA
This is a messenger RNA of Miscanthus lutarioriparius, 384 nucleotides long. NCBI's taxonomy places the organism in Eukaryota, Viridiplantae, Streptophyta, Magnoliopsida, Poales, Poaceae. The record is from the annotation of a GenBank genome assembly.